Molecule: messenger RNA, 3871 nt
Organism: Anguilla anguilla (European eel)
Lineage: Eukaryota; Metazoa; Chordata; Actinopteri; Anguilliformes; Anguillidae
Product: ATP-dependent zinc metalloprotease YME1L1-like
Exons: 18
Coding region: 201-2378 (725 amino acids)
Biological process (GO): mitochondrion organization; protein quality control for misfolded or incompletely synthesized proteins
Cellular component (GO): mitochondrial inner membrane
Molecular function (GO): ATP binding; ATP hydrolysis activity; ATP-dependent peptidase activity
Source: RefSeq, a predicted model, not a curated record
AGCUAUAUCUCAAUAUAACGACGGUGUUUUGUUUGACCUCUUGACGAAUCAAUUUUCAUAAUUGUCAGAACAGAGGAGGCGAAAGAAAGAAGUGUGAAAAACUGAAAGGGCGAUAACAUCAGUAGAGGGCGUUUAACAUUAAGCCACAGGGGCAAACAUCUAGGUAUCUAGUUAUUUUAUUCGACCUAGACCUGGAAAAGAUGUUUUCCCUCUCGACGACGUUACAACCACAGGUAACUGUUCCCCUGAGCCACCUCCUCAACACCCUCCAUUCCCUGAAGAGUUUGGCCAGCUCCUCUAUUCAGAGUCUGCAGAGGGAAAGGAAUCUAGACCUGGACCUGCCAUCCAGUGAGCCAACGUUGAACCUGAGGGACCUGGGUCUGGUAGACCUGAGAGCCGGACAGCUUGAGGAGCUGGCGAGCAGCUUGCUGCCCAGGCCCUGCUUUGAGGAGAGCCCCAGCAUCACCCCUGUCCGUCACAGCUGGAGAACAUCCCACGUGUCCACAAACUCUUUUUUUAGGAACAAACAUGGGUUUUCCCACAGACCAGGGAGUGUAUUUGGCUCUCCUGUGCUGUGCAGACAGAGCCCCACCCCCCUUCAGGCUGUAUGUUCAGAUCUGCAGCACUGGUCAGUGUUGGUCCAGAGUCGAGGUUUUAAGACGCUGAAAUCCAAAACCAGGCGUCUGCAGGCUGGCUACGAGAGGCCUACGGAACCUGAUGGCUACACUCCAGCCUUUAUGAAGGGUCUGCUGAUGAGGGACAAGGUGCCUGAGGCAGAGAGCAUAGACAGGCUGGUGAAAAUGAAGAACCUGCCCGACACCCAGCACGACGCCUUCAAGACCGGAUUUGCGGAGGGAUUCUUGAAAGCCCAGGCCCUGACCCAGCGAACGCAAGAUUCUUUGAGGAGGACACGGCUGAUCUUGCUGGUCCUCCUGCUGCUGGGUUUGUACGGGCUCUCGAGAACCCCCUUCUUAUCGGGUAAAGGCUCCUUUUCUGAUGCUGUGCGGUUCCGCACCACAUCGGGCCUGGAUGCCGCGGUCGACCCCGUCCAGAUGAAGAACGUGACGUUCGAGCAUGUGAAGGGGGUGGAGGAGGCCAAGAACGAGCUGCUGGAGGUGGUGGAGUUCCUCAGGAGCCCUCAGAAGUUCACUGUUCUUGGCGGGAAGCUCCCCAAAGGAAUCUUGCUGGUGGGCCCCCCAGGCACUGGGAAGACCCUGUUGGCACGGGCUGUGGCAGGAGAGGCGGAUGUUCCAUUCUACUAUGCCUCCGGUUCCGAGUUUGACGAAAUGUUCGUGGGCGUGGGGGCCAGCCGCAUCAGAAACCUCUUCAGGGAGGCCAAAGCCAAUGCGCCGUGUGUGAUCUUCAUUGAUGAGCUGGACAGUGUCGGGGGGAAGAGGAUAGAGUCUCCCAUGCACCCGUACUCUAGGCAGACCAUUAACCAACUUCUGGCUGAGAUGGAUGGGUUCAAACCAAACGAGGGCGUCAUCAUCAUCGGAGCCACCAACUUCCCUGAGGCCUUGGAUAAUGCACUGGUGAGGCCCGGGAGGUUUGACAUGCAGGUGACAGUCCCCCGGCCUGAUGUGAAGGGACGCACUGAGAUCCUGCAGUGGUACCUGAAGAAAAUUAAAGUAGACUCUGCCGUCGAGGCGGAGAUCAUCGCCAGGGGAACGGUAGGCUUCUCCGGGGCGGAGCUGGAGAACCUGGUCAAUCAGGCCGCCCUCAAAGCGGCAGUGGACGGCAAAGACAUGGUCACCAUGAAGGAGCUGGAGUUUGCCAAGGACAAGAUUCUCAUGGGCCCAGAACGCAAGAGCGUGGUGAUCGACAAAAAAAACAAGACCAUCACGGCGUACCACGAAUCUGGACACGCCAUCGUCGCGUACUACACCAAAGACGCGAUGCCCAUCAAUAAAGCUACAAUCAUGCCACGGGGCCCCACCCUGGGCCAUGUCUCCAUGCUCCCGGAGAAUGACCGCUGGAGCGAGACGCGCUCUCAGCUGUUGGCGCAGAUGGACGUCAGCAUGGGCGGCAGGGUCGCUGAGGAGCUCAUAUUCGGCAAUGAGUACAUCACCACAGGUGCUUCCAGUGAUUUUGAUGGUGCCACUAAAAUAGCAAAGAUGAUGGUGACAAAGUUUGGGAUGAGUGACAAGCUGGGGGUGAUGACCUACAAUGACCUGUCCAAACAAAGCCCUGAAACUCAAGCUGCUAUUGAGCAGGAAGUACGAGUGCUGCUGAAGGACUCGUACGAGCGUGCCAAGAGCAUCCUGAAGACCUACAGCAGGGAGCACAGGAAACUGGCCAACGCGCUGCUGACCUACGAGACGCUGGACGCCAAAGAGAUUCAGAUGGUGCUGGAGGGGAAGGAGCUGGAGUCCAGAUGAUGGCAUCUCCUGCAGCAGGGCAGGGUUCGAGCAGGGGAUUUUCCUUUCUGUAAAUAACUACGUACCACCGCAGCAAUGGAGCCUUGAGAAGAAAAGCAGGAACUCUGAAUACAACCCUUUUUUUUUUCAUUUAAAAAAAAAAAAAAAUUUGAUCAAUCAAAUGGCCUUUUUUUUUUUUGCUCCCCCAUUCUGUACGAGCAGGUUGCCAGGGCUUCCCUUCUAGGUCCACAGUAUCUCGAGCACAGCAGCCAAGUGACUGAACCUCCACAAUGUGCAACAGCUUGUCCACCUCACCUCUUUUCUAGUGGUUAGUUCUCGGUCCUUAAUAGCAGCGGAGAUUUGUGCCGCUGUUUCCAUGAAUUUGAUCCAGAGAAAAAGUACAAUAAUUGACCCAGCUGGACUUGCAGUGUUGGAGUAUCAUCAGUCUUUCCUCAUCUCUCUAGUUUGUCUCUGAGUCCAUUGCAGAGUGGGCGUGAUAUGGGGAGGUUUGUCCAGGCAGGCAAGGGGAGGAGAUUGUGUAUCAGAAUGGCCAGUUUAGGAGGGACUGUGGGUAUAGUACAAUGAGAUAAUAAAGUUGGCCAUGGUCAGAAUUUAGCACUUAAGGGAAGCAUAUCACUUAUGGAUGGUUUAUGAUGUCUAUGAUGUGAAACAAUUUUUUUCAGGGGGGUAGACAAGUGAAAACUAUGGCUUUAAAUUGCAGCCUUCCUGGUAUUUUUUCUUAAAUGUAUCAGAAUAUUAUCUGUACAUAUGUCAUACAAUAAACAUUUCUGUUCAGUGUACUUUACAUUCGCACUGGCAGGCCCACUACUUGGUCAGUCUGUCCCAUAGAUCUCAAGGUUUUGGAAAUGCAUUCAUAGUGAAGAGGACUUUGCUGUCAAGGAGUCUGUGAUCUGUUGAUUUUCAGCAGGUUUUCCUGGUGGUGGGGAAGGAGGAAUUGUAUUACAGAUUCCCAACAACAAUUUGUCUCAAAUGUUGCAUUUUCACCGAGUUUAUGUAUAUGGAAUACAGCCUUUGGAUUUGAUUUGAAGGCCGUUAUUUUGAAAGGUAUCCAUUUUUUGAAGAGAAGAAGAUUUGUAGGAAAACACAAAAUGCUUAAUUCCUGAACAAAGCGAAUGGACUGCUCUCGCCUUUCUCUGUCAAGAUUAAGUCGCUCAGUCGUAACUUUUUGGGGACAACUGAACAGACAAACAUAGUUUUUGGUGGAGCUAUUCUUUUAUCCAGUGUGUAACUUAUUUAUGUACUUUAUGAAGUACUUCAGACUUCACUUUGCCUCAAUUACAGGUUUUAAAAUUUUCAUGUCUGUGCUUUCACUGUGCCCAGGCCUGCCUGUGUGUAGGAUCCGAAAGGGGGGCCUGUAUAUAAGUGUGUGUCAGGAUUGUCUGUGUUAUGCACUGCAUCGUUUGAUUUUUAAAUGAACCCCCUGUGCUUCAUGUUUGUUUGAUUCAAAAAUAUUGCGAUUUAAAGUUUGAAUAAAUCAUAUUCUAGCAAAUUGG